Messenger RNA from Mytilus trossulus (common blue mussel), 1572 nucleotides. RefSeq lists its product as uncharacterized. Lineage: Eukaryota; Metazoa; Mollusca; Bivalvia; Mytilida; Mytilidae. The record is from RefSeq and is a predicted model, not a curated record. The coding region runs from base 148 to 1572 and encodes 474 amino acids. The transcript is spliced from 9 exons.
UCCCCCGUUUAUUCGGAACUCUGCGUUGUUAGUCUCCUUAAUCGUUUUUAAUGUAGCGUUACUUAAAUACUUGAUUCAAUUUCCGACCGGAAAAUCUCUUCAUUCACUCGCUGGUCAUGUUUUUCUCUUCCUUCUUGUUAAACGAACAUGAAUGGAAUGUAUAUAACGUUUAUCAUAUUUAUAAAUGGAUUGUUAUCACUGUUUAUAUGCAAAUGCGAUUCAGAAACUGUCAACAUUUACUUGUCAAAGCAGAAUGUAACAGGUUCAUCAGGUGACCUAACAGGGACUUGCAAUGUUACUGGAUUAUCUAGAAAUGAAGUUGUUUUGUCUGAUACGUGUACCAGCUCAUCUGUUUUGGCAUGGGUAGGUGCAUAUGCAACCUAUUCACCUUGGAUAGAAUUUAAAGAAUGUGGCAUUUUGAAGGCCAACGUCCUACCUGUGCAAAUAGAUUUUACUCAAAAGAAUUUCAGUGAAGAACCAGAUAUUUUAAAAUGUUUCCAACAUUGUGAAAAUUCGUAUGGCGUUAAUUACACACAUAUUGGGUUUCAGCGAUACAAAUGUGUAUGUUGUUUUAUCAAUGAUAUAGAAAUAGUGCAAUGUAACAGUACUGCUGUCACAGUAUGCGGUGAUAAUCAGAACUUCAUCUGUGGAGAUAAUGAUAAUGUUACUGUGAUAUAUGAAAUAAAAAAUCAGGUUAUUGAUUCGUCAAAUAACACCGGUGAGUGUGGAGUAGUGAAGAUAGAUCAUAACCAGACAACAUUUAGUAGUAUGGAAUGUUCGUCGAAGGCAGCAUUAUUAUGCUUUGACAAUGACACAAGUGCAUUGCAUGUAAUUCCUAGUAAGACAGACAAGUGGGAACAAGCUGUUCUGUUUUGUCUAAAACAUGACUGGUUGAUUAGUUCUGUACAGAAUAUAAUGAAUGGAAGCUUACCAAACAAAACAGAGGGAACAUAUUGGGUUUCUGCAGUUCGUGGUACCUCAUACACAUCUCUACAAGAUGAUAGCUUUGAAUGUGACAUAGUUAAGAUAAAUGUUACCAAGCCAACAUUUGGAAGAAUGUCAUGUUUGAACAACGCAACAAUAUUAUGUUAUAAAAACGGAACUUUAACAGCAUAUCCUUCGCAGGUCAAAAAUUGGAGUGAUUCUGUACAAUUUUGUCAAGAACAAGACAAGUUGAUGAGUUCUGCAGAUAGUGUAAUUAAUAGAAGCUUACUCAACGUAGCAGAUGGUACAUACUGGGUGUCUGAGAUUCGUCGUUUAUCUGUACAAGAUUCUGACACUGACUUCUGUGUUGCGUCCCUUGUUGAAAAUGGCAAGAAAAUGAUACCUAUAGUAAAAUCCUGUGAUGUUAAACUGCCUGUCGCAUGUCAAAGUGGUAGCUUUGAGCCAUGGAACGGGACAUCACGUGAGUGUGUAACGUCAGGAAAUGAAAUAACUUCAGCAAACACCUACAUCACAACAAAUAUGGCAAACGUUGCAGUCCAGUCCCAAUUGCUAACUGAAAGAAAUCUGAUAAUUAUAAUUGUCAGUGGAAGUAUUGGCUUGGUUUUUUUAGUUACAGUAGUUAUGUGA